CCAUGCAUGCAGUCCGAUCUCUCUAUGGGAGGAGGCACUACUGGCCACAUUUUUUUCUGUAUUUUUUUUCUCUUUACAUUCCUGCUUACGUUUGGUUGUCUCGGCUAAUUUCCGCAUUCCCAAAUCCUUUCAGAUUUGGAUUACUUUGAAACGGGCUGAUGCAACGAUUUCCACUUUUUAAAAUCUAUUCCAGACCAUCGGCCGACCAUAAGAGAGGACAUUUUUCGCACCUGGGAUCAAAGUCAGCUGUGGUUAAGACCGAGGCUGACACGAUGCCAGGUCAGAUCCCAGACCCCUCUGUGACGGCGGGCUCCCUGCCGAGCCUGGGGUCCCUGGCGGGACUCUCGGCCACCACGCUGACAGACCAGCUCCGCUUCGGUGACCUGCAGGACUUUGGGACCAUGCUUUCCCCGCUGCACUUCCUCGACAAGCUGGGGAAGGGGACCCUCUCCAUCAAGGCCGAGAGGGACGACGAGGUGGACCGUCGAAAACGGCGGCGAGAGAAAAACAAAAUGGCUGCAGCGCGAUGUCGAAACAAAAAGAAGGAGAGGACAGAUUAUCUACAAAUGGAGUCGGAGCGGUUGGAGAUGAUGAACUCUGACCUCAAGUCUCAGAUCGAGGAGCUGAAACACGAGCGGCAGCAGCUGAUCCUCAUGCUGAACCGACACCGGCCCACCUGCAUCGUCAGGACCGACAGCGUGAAGACCCCAGAGGGUGAGGGGAAUCCGCUCCUGGAGCAGCUGGGAGCCGAGUGAGGCUCCCGGGGGCCGAGUGAGGCUCCAGGGGGCCAAUGAGGCUCCAGGGGGCCAAGUGAGGCUCCAGGGGGCCAAGUGAGGCUCCAGGGGCCAAGUGAGGCUCCAGGGGCCAAGUGAGGCUCCAGGGGCCAAAUUAGGUUCCUUGGGGCAAAGUGAGGCACCUGCAGGCAACCUCCAGGAGGCGGUGGGCGACUACAUGCACACGUGGCGAAGGGUAAACAUGCAAUGCGUUCCCCGCCACCAUCACAGAGCUCUUAAACCCUGAUGUCAAUCAAUCAAGUCAGACACUUGAAACUCUCCCUCUCUAUCUCGAUCCGACUCUCGAUCUCUCUCUUUUCUCUCUGCCGCAGAACAGGAGUAUUUGCAAUAAUUUUAUGCAAACCGCAUAUAUGAGAGAGAGAGAGAGAGAGAGAGAGAGAGAGAGAGAGAGAGAGAGAGAGAGAGAGAGAGAGAGAAAUACAUUUCUAGGUCACAUCACAUUUCCUGGUAGAGAUAAUCACACGAUUAUUGUUAAGCAUUUGAUGGUUGAAAUGUUUUUUUGUUGUGGUCAUCAUUAUUGUUUUGGACGCAGGCGUCACAUAUGCACAUAUAUGUUUAUUUACAGACUGUUGUACUUGUAAUUACUUUGACUACAUUGAUAUAUUCUGUUAUUCCGUUUUUUAUACUUUUGUAUUUUGUCAUGUAGGCUAAACAUUUAAGCAGUCACACAUUGUGGUGUUUUGUAUUUCUACAAGAAAUAAAUGUAUAGGGUUCUUUAUAUUUCC
Molecule: messenger RNA, 1519 nt
Organism: Gadus macrocephalus (Pacific cod)
Lineage: Eukaryota; Metazoa; Chordata; Actinopteri; Gadiformes; Gadidae
Product: jun dimerization protein 2-like
Exons: 5
Coding region: 159-755 (198 amino acids)
Biological process (GO): regulation of transcription by RNA polymerase II
Cellular component (GO): nucleus
Molecular function (GO): DNA-binding transcription factor activity, RNA polymerase II-specific; RNA polymerase II cis-regulatory region sequence-specific DNA binding
Source: RefSeq, a predicted model, not a curated record